Molecule: messenger RNA, 2179 nt
Organism: Chroicocephalus ridibundus (black-headed gull)
Lineage: Eukaryota; Metazoa; Chordata; Aves; Charadriiformes; Laridae
Gene: CASP3
Product: caspase 3
Exons: 7
Coding region: 176-1024 (282 amino acids)
Biological process (GO): proteolysis; apoptotic process; keratinocyte differentiation
Cellular component (GO): cytoplasm
Source: RefSeq, a predicted model, not a curated record
UUAGAUCAGGAUAUAUCUUUGCAGAAACAUGGCUGGGAGGACAUUUGAACCUGGCAGAAGGCUGAUGACCCUCACUUAAAAUUGAAAUCUACCACUGUUCUUGCAGUCCGAACACUCUUGGAUUCUCAGCAGCAUAACGUGUUGGGUCUUCUCAAGCUGAUAAUUGAGAGCCAUAAUGUCAGACAUAGGAGAUGGACCACGUUCGGGGGACGAUCUGACGGAUGCAAAAUCUGUUCCUGGUUCCAAAGGAAAGAACCUACCUGCUAGCAAGUCUAUGGACUCUGGGAUUCUGCCGGACUACAGUUAUAGAAUGGAUUAUCCAGAGAUGGGGCAAUGUAUAAUCAUAAACAAUAAGAACUUCCACAGACACACUGGAAUGUCACCCCGUUCGGGUACAGAUGCGGAUGCCGCAAGUGUCAGAGAAGUUUUUAUGAAGUUGGGAUAUAAAAUAAAGAUCAACAAUGAUCUUUCAUGCGGGGACAUUUUUAAACUAUUGAAAAAUGUGUCUGAAGAAGAUCACAGCAAGCGAAGCAGCUUUGUUUGUGUGUUGCUAAGCCACGGUGAAGAAGGAUUAAUCUAUGGCACAGAUGGCCCUCUUGAAUUGAAAGCACUAACGAGCCUUUUCAGAGGUGACAGGUGCAAAAGUUUAGCAGGAAAACCCAAGCUCUUUUUCAUUCAGGCUUGUAGAGGGACAGAAUUAGAUUCCGGUAUUGAGGCAGACAGUGGAUCAGAGGAAACAAUGUGCCAGAAAAUACCUGUAGAAGCAGACUUCCUGUAUGCAUAUUCUACAGCUCCAGGCUAUUACUCCUGGAGGAAUUCAGCUGAAGGCUCCUGGUUUAUUCAGUCACUGUGUAAGAUGCUGAAGGAAUACGCAAGGAAACUUGAACUCAUGCAGAUUUUAACUCGUGUAAACCGCAGAGUGGCAGAGUACGAGUCCUGCUCAACUCGCCAGGAUUUUAAUGCAAAGAAGCAGAUUCCGUGCAUUGUCUCUAUGCUCACCAAAGAAUUUCACUUCCCUUGCUAAAAGAAUUUCACCUUGGAAUUUUUCAGUUCACGUUUUUAUCUGUAAUUUAUAUGCGAUGUUAGUAUGGAAUACCACUUUUAAAUCUUGAAUUACUGUUCACUGCUGUGUGUGGCAUAAUGACUGGGUAGAUAUGUCCGUUACUAGGAGUAAAACGUAGUAUGGCUGUGUUAGAAAUGCAGACUUGAGUAGCUGAAGCGCAGGCAAUUUUGAAAGUACUGCUCUGAGUAUCUCAAAAAAUUAGGCGGAGGAGGCUGAAGAUCACUUAUCAGAUCUAUUUGGUGCUAUAUUUCACUUCUGCCCACAGGAAGAAGAUUCAGAAUGCGAUAUGUUUACUAAUGAUGGUAAUAGUGUUGUCGUACAUUCCUUCUUAACUCCAGUUCUUAAGGUUUAGGUUAUAAACUAACUUAAACUGGUUUUAUAACUUAGGGCAUAAACUGUGGAAAACAGCCAUUGCAUUUUUUACAGACAAUUAGGAAGCACAUUGAGAAUACGGUCAAUUUUUUCCUGAUCAUUUUAUAACUUUUCAUGUGGAGUAUUAGCUAAAGCAAUUAUAUCAACUCGGUACCUGUUUCGAAAAAGAUUUUGUAUUCUGACCUUUAAAGCUGCGUGACUAAAGGACCAGUUUUCCAAAAUGUCUUUGGCUGCAGCUCCCUAAGGGGGGAGCUGUUGGGGCAUAUUUAGAGCUGGAAGAAUUGGUGCAAAAGGAAGUCUACGUUAUGAAUAGUCUGCUUUCCUCUUUCUGGCCGUGAAUAAGAGCAGGUUUGCUUUGUGCUGCGUGCGUACUACCUUUAAUUUGUGUGGAAACAUGGAUUUGUGGUACUGGAGAAAUUUCCCUUCUUAACUUUAAUAUCAGUUUGAGUUAAUUACAAGACUUUAGCUAAAAUAUGUUAACAAAUAGUAAAUUUAUACCUCGACUCUCAAUUUUGUGCAACAGGCUUUUACAAAAUUGUGAAACAUUUUUGUUGAUGUUUCAGAUUGUGGCAGUCUUCUUAAGAUCAGAGGAAGACAGAAUGCUAAAUGACUAUAGGGUGCUGCAAAACAAGACCUAAAACUCUUUAAAUUGCGUAGCAUAAACAAUGUUAGCAAAUUGAUGUUUACUUCCAGAGGCAUUUGGGGUUUUUUUAACUUAAAUUAAAUACUGUUUCCUAAAUUGUA